Rhodofomes roseus is the source of this 789-nucleotide messenger RNA. RefSeq lists its product as uncharacterized. Gene Ontology annotation, molecular function: oxidoreductase activity, acting on the CH-OH group of donors, NAD or NADP as acceptor. Bases 1 to 789 code for a protein of 262 amino acids. The transcript has 6 exons. The record is from RefSeq and is a predicted model, not a curated record. Lineage: Eukaryota; Fungi; Basidiomycota; Agaricomycetes; Polyporales; Fomitopsidaceae.
AUGGCGGGACUUCUCUCAGGCAAGGUGGUGUGCAUUACUGGCUCAUCUCGCGGUAUCGGACGCGCGUGCGCGGUCGAGUCUGCCAACCAGGGCGCACGGGGCCUUAUCCUGCACUACUUUGGCGACGCGGUGACAGAGGCGGAGAUCCGUACGCUGCAGGAGGAGGUGGAGAAGCGCUUCCCGGAAUGCAAGGUAGCCACAACGCCCGGUGACAUAGCCGAUCCCGCCACCUCGUCCAAGAUCGUUGAAGUAGGCGUCGCAGCGUUCGGCCGCAUAGAUGUACUCGUUAGCAAUGUUGGGAUAUGCCCCUUCGCAGAAUUCCUGACAAUGCCCCACGCUACCUGGGAACGCACACGGGCGGUGAACCUAGAUGGCUCGUUCUUCGUAACGCAAGCCGUAGCGAACCAAAUGAAAUCCCAAACGCCUCAGGGCGGAUCCAUCAUCGGCAUUUCGUCAAUAUCCGCGCUCGUAGGCGGCGAAUUGCAAUGCCACUACACGCCGACAAAAGCCGGCAUCCUAUCGCUCAUGCAGAGCUGCGCGGUCGCUCUCGGCAAGUACAACAUCCGUGCCAAUGCCAUCCUGCCCGGGACAAUCGCGACGGACAUCAACAAGGAGGACCUCUCGGACGACGCGAAACGCGAGGCUAUGGUCAAAAGGACAUGCCUAGGCCGCCUCGGUCAGCCGGACGACAUCGCGGGGCCUGUUGUCUUCCUCGGCAGCGACCUAGCCAAGUAUGUGACGGGAGCGUCGCUACUUGUAGACGGAGGACUAUUCGUCAAUUUGCAGUGA